AUGACUACUUGCUCUCAACCAGCCAGCGAACUUGCACUUGACCCUAUCUUGGGGUCAAAUGUGUGUCUCAUCGCCAAUCAAGAAGCCAACCUGCAAGUACAAACUGCUUUUAUCACUUGUUGUGGACAGGAAGGAUGGAGUGGAAAUGACGAGGGUUGCGCUACAUACUGCAACACGGCAACCCAAGCAGAUGCGGAUGAGUGGACAGCGUGCAUGAACUACAGCUUGUAUCCUAUUUUACUUGACGCACUCGACUCGUCUUGCAGCGACAAUUUCGCCGAGCCAUUGAACGGCAUUCUACCAGCCAAUGUAAUUCCCACGACUUGGAGAGCAACGGCCGCUACUGCCGAAGCAACUCAAACUGGUGGAAGUUCUUCUUCAAUCGCAGUUUCCUUGACAACCUCUGUUCCAGCAGGAUCAAGUUCGACUGCCGCACCAACUGGCUCCCCUUCAGCAUCUGGUGCAGCCGCUCCUCCAUCAAAUAGUACUAUCACACCACCUUCAGUAACCGCCGCUCAACCUUCGACUACUGCUACAUCCCCACCAGCAGGUACCAACCCGCCGUCUAGUAACGCCAGCGGAAGAGCCUCAAUCUCCUAUGGCGCCACCGCUCUCUUCGGUCUCGUUUUGUUUACAUUCGUGUUGUAA
Molecule: messenger RNA, 648 nt
Organism: Glarea lozoyensis ATCC 20868
Lineage: Eukaryota; Fungi; Ascomycota; Leotiomycetes; Helotiales; Helotiaceae
Exons: 1
Coding region: 1-648 (215 amino acids)
Source: RefSeq, a predicted model, not a curated record